CUGCGCCCGCUGCUGCGUCUGCUGGGCCUGUGUGCCGCCGCGCCCGCCACGCCCGCCCUGCAGGCCAGCCUGGUGCUGCUGCUCAGCCAGCUCUGCGUCUGCGUGGCCCGCGAGCCUGGCCUGCUCGAGCGCUUCUUCUACCGCCCGCCUGGUCCCGGGACUGACCCCGGCUCUGGCCCCGCUGACCUGCUGCUUUUCUCCCUGCUCGUCCCCUUCGUGCAUCACGAGGGCAUCACCGGGCAGCAGGCCCGCGACGCGCUGCUGCUCAUCAUGGCCAUGUCGGCCAGCAACUGCACCGUGGCCUCCUACAUCACCGAUCACUCCUACUUCUGCCCGGUGCUGGCCACAGGGCUGAGUGCCCUGUACUCCUCGCUGCCCCGCAAGAUCGAGGUGCGCGGGGACGACUGGCACUUCCUGCGGCGUGAGGACUGGGCCGGCGUCGCCUCCCUCGCACUCUUCAUGAACUCUCUCGAGUUCUGCAGCGCCGUCAUCCAGGUUGCCCACCCACUGGUGCAACAGCAGCUGGUCGACUACGUCCACAAUGGGUUCCUGGUGCCCGUCAUGGGGCCGGCCCUGCACAAGACGUCAGUGGAGGAGAUGAUCGCCAGCACAGCCUACCUGGAGCUGUUUGUGCGCAGCGUGGCCGAGCCUGCCCUGCUCCGCGCCUUCCUGCGCUUCAUCCUGCUGCAUCGGCACGACGGCGCCACCAUCCUCGACACCCUCGUUGCCCGCCUCGGCACCAACUCCCGGCUCUGCAUGGUGUCGCUGAGCCUCUUCCGGACGCUGCUGAGUCUCAACUGUGAGGAUGUCAUGUUGCAGCUCGUGCUCAGGUACCUGAUCCCCUGCAGCCACGUGAUGCUGAGCCAACGGCGGGCGGUCAAGGACCUCGACCUCUACGGCCGCUCAGCCGCCAAGUUCCUGUCGCUGAUCCCGCGCUGCUGCCACCCUGAGAGCCUGCCCCUGCCCGAGCGCGACGAGGAGCACGCCGCCUGGGCCAAAGGGCAUGGCAGCCCCAGCGUGGACACGUCAUCCGUAGUGACCGUCCCCAAGCCCGCGACGCCCUCCCGCCUCUCCUUCUUCAUGCGGCAGCAGAGUGCCGGUGGAGCGGAGGGGUUGGGCGCAGUGCCACGCUCGCCUGGCUUGGCCUCGCCCGCCAGCAGCCCUGGCCACCGCCCGGCCCGCUGGGAGGAGGUGGCUGAGCUGGAUGGCAACUACCUGGAAUACCUGCGCGACGCGCGGCUCAGCGUGGACCGCUGCGCCUGGGCCUGCCGCGUCUGGUCAGCCCCCUACGACGGUGAGCGGCCCGGCCCCGACAGCCUGGUGCCCACGCCCGCCCCUGCCCUGCCCAUCAGCCCCGACCACUUUGGCCACGGCCCCCCCACCCCCCGGACUAAAAAGAGGGGCCUGCCCGAGGAGGCAGGGGGCUCAGCUGCUGGCCCUGGGGACAGCCGGCCUCUACCUGCCCCCGAUGCCCGGGACCCUGGUGCCCUGGUGAACGGGGCAGCCGAGUUGGGACGGCCCGGAGGAGGCCCGGAGGGCGCCGUGACGGUAAAGAAGGUGCGCCGGUGCCCCCAGGCCGAGCGGGAGGCCCUCCCUGCCGAGAAUGGGGCUCCUCAGCCCCCAGCCCCGGGCUGGGAGGGCCCGUCUGUGGACUCGCUGCUGGACGAGCUGCUGGCCCGGGCGCCAGCUGAGCCCAACGGCGCCGGUUUGAGCAUUGAGAGCUUCUCCGAGGAGCUGCAGGAGCUGGAGGCUGCCAUGAGGAACGGUGGUGGGGGGCCGCCUCGGGCCCAGCUCCCUCCUCCCCAUGCAGAGGAGGACGAGGCUGAAGACGAGGACGAGGCCUUUGCUGCCCCGCCGCGGCCUGCCGACCCUCUGGCCCAGGUGCUUGCCAGUCCCCCACGGGCCCUGGGACCCCCACCCAGCCAGCCCUUCACAGGCCCCUUCGUGGCGGUGCUGUUCAGCAAGCUGGAGAACAUGCUGCACAACUCCCUGUACGUCAACGUGCUGCUGACGGGGCUGGUGGCCCAGCUGGCCUGCUACCCCCAGCCCCUGCUGCGCUCCUUCCUGCUCAAUGCCAACAUGGUCUUCCAGCCCAGCGUCAAGUCCCUGCUGCAGGUACCCCCCGCAGGCCCCUUCGUGGCGGUGCUGUUCAGCAAGCUGGAGAACAUGCUGCACAACUCCCUGUACGUCAACGUGCUGCUGACGGGGCUGGUGGCCCAGCUGGCCUGCUACCCCCAGCCCCUGCUGCGCUCCUUCCUGCUCAAUGCCAACAUGGUCUUCCAGCCCAGCGUCAAGUCCCUGCUGCAGGUGCUGGGCUCGGUGAAGAACAAGAUCGAGAGCUUCGCAGCCGGACAGGACGACUUCCCCGCGCUGCUGCUCAAGGCCAAGAAGUACCUGAUCGCCCGUGGCAAGCUGGACUGGGGGGACACCCCCAAUGCCGCCCCCGCCCUGCGCCGCUCCGACACUCUUGUGAAGAGCCGGAAGCCGUCGCUGGGGGAGCUGCUGCUGCGGCACACGCAGAGCCCGACGCGGGCGCGAGCCGCGGCGCAGCUGGCGCUGCAGCAGGUGCGGGAGGGCCCGGUGCUGCAGGUGCUGGCGGGCGCCGGGCUGUUCCGCGGCGCAGCCGAGAAGCAGGGCGAGGCGCUGCGGGUCAAGAACGCCGUCUACUGCGCCGUCGUCUUCACGGAGUUCCUCAAGGAGCUGGCGGCGAUCGCCCAGGCCCACGCCGUCACCUCGCCCUUCCUGCUGGAGCCGCCCGAGGAGUGACUGGCCGUGGCCGUGGCGGCCCGGGGGCCGGGGGUGGGGGCCGCGCGGUCGGCCCUCCCUUUCUCCCCCCCGGCAGCGCCUCUUUUUAACUUGCCGCCAGGACACCACGGACCUUUUUAAUUUAUUGGGAUGAAUGUUCGCGGAGGGCGCGGUGCAAUACGGCCGCGGCCCCUUCCUGCCCCUCCCAGGCCUGAUGCUGGCCGGAGCCCACGAGUGCUUGCCCCCCCCACCGGCCAGGCCGAGCGGAGCCCAGCCACGGGCAUGGUGCACUCCCUGCCCGGCCGGAGCUGGGGACCGCAGGGGCCAGGGGAGUAGGGCCAGGCCAUGAGCGGGCUCAGGACUCCUGGGUCCUCUCCCUGCCCUGCAGCCGUGCCCCUGCCUCGGUUUCCCCGUCGGUGGGGGCCACGGCCCCUCCACCUGGGGCGUGAGUGAGAAGCCGGCAUCGUUUCCCCCCCGGCGCUGGGGGGGACCGGGCACAGGGACCUGGUUGGGCCCUGGGGGCUGUCAGGGGGGCCCGGCUACAGGCCAGGGACGGGCUGGGCUCUGCCCGGUCCCAGGGGCGCCUGCCCCUAUCACCUCUAGGCAAUCAGCAGCUGCCCCUGGGUCCUGCAUGGGGGUGGUGUGGUGGGGCCCGUCUGUACCCUCCCCUGGGGAAUAAAGGACCUGCUUGGAGGCAGCCA
Gavialis gangeticus (Gharial) is the source of this 3446-nucleotide messenger RNA. RefSeq names its product family with sequence similarity 160 member A2 (gene FHIP1B). Lineage: Eukaryota; Metazoa; Chordata; Crocodylia; Gavialidae. The transcript has 11 exons. The annotation marks the transcript as partial. Gene Ontology annotation, cellular component: FHF complex. Gene Ontology annotation, biological process: endosome to lysosome transport; lysosome organization; early endosome to late endosome transport. The record is from RefSeq and is a predicted model, not a curated record.